AGCAGCCAACACUACCAACAUCAUGCUCGCUCGAUCACUCGUACAAGGAGCUCGGGCCGCCCGAGCCUCCUCCUCCCUCACUGCCACCGCCUCUGCUCGACCGUCAACCGCGCUGCGCCUGGCACGGACAGCCCCUGCAUCGACCUGGGCUCACGUAAAGGCCGGACCACCUGAUCCGAUUCUGGGUGUGACAGAGGCCUUCAAGAAGGACACUGAUUCCAGGAAGAUCAACUUGGGAGUAGGAGCCUACCGUGACGAAAAUGGAAAGCCGUACGUGCUUCCCUCGGUCAGGAAGGCUGAGGAGCUUGUCAUUUCAGCCAAGGGAGACAAGGAAUAUCUCCCCAUCACUGGUCUAGCAGACUUCACCAAGAACGCAGCUAUCCUUGCCUAUGGAAAGGACUCGCCAGCCAUCAAGGAGGGCAGGGUUGCCAUUACCCAGUCCAUUUCGGGCACCGGUGCUCUGCGUAUCGGAGGCGAAUUCCUCAAGAAGCACUACACAAAGUCGAACAAGAUUUUCCUUCCCACCCCUUCGUGGGGCAACCACACACCCAUCUUCAAGGACUCGGGCCUGGAGGUCAACCAGUACCGAUACUAUGACAAGAACACCGUUGGUCUCGACCUCAAAGGAAUGCUAGAGGACAUCAAGAGUGCUCCCGAGGGCUCGAUUGUCCUUCUGCACGCCUGUGCUCACAACCCUACUGGUGUUGACCCGACCCAGGAGGACUGGAAGGAGAUCUCCAAGGUCGUCAAGGAGAAGGGCCACUUCCCUUUCUUCGACAUGGCUUACCAGGGCUUUGCCUCUGGCGACGUUGACCGUGAUGCCUUUGCCGUCCGAUACUUUAUCUCCGAGGGCCACCAGAUUGCUCUCAGCCAGAGUUUCGCAAAGAACAUGGGCCUGUAUGGAGAGCGAGUUGGAGCUUUCUCUCUUGUGACUGGCUCGCAGGAAGAGACCGCACGGGUCGACUCUCAGGUCAAGAUUGUCGUGCGCCCGCUCUACUCAAACCCUCCUGCUCAUGGAGCUCGCAUCGCUGGCUCCAUCCUGGCUGACGAUGCCCUGUACCAACAGUGGCUGACCGAGGUCAAGGGUAUGGCCGACCGCAUCAACGGCAUGCGCGCCACGCUAAAGAAGCUCCUGGUCGAGGACCUGGGCAACAAGAACAACUGGGACCACAUCACCAACCAAAUUGGCAUGUUCGCCUUCCUGGGUAUCUCGCCCGAAGCCGUCGAGAAGCUGAAGAAUGAGCACCAUGUAUACCUCACCAAGGACGGCCGAAUUUCAGUGGCAGGUAUCACCGACCACAACGUCAGGCACCUUGCAGAGUCCCUCCACAAGGUGACCUCGUAGACGCAAGAGC
This is a messenger RNA of Microstroma glucosiphilum, 1355 nucleotides long. RefSeq lists its product as hypothetical. The record is from RefSeq and is a predicted model, not a curated record. Gene Ontology annotation, cellular component: mitochondrion. Gene Ontology annotation, molecular function: L-aspartate:2-oxoglutarate transaminase activity; pyridoxal phosphate binding. The transcript is spliced from 4 exons. The coding region runs from base 23 to 1345 and encodes 440 amino acids. NCBI's taxonomy places the organism in Eukaryota, Fungi, Basidiomycota, Exobasidiomycetes, Microstromatales, Microstromataceae. Gene Ontology annotation, biological process: biosynthetic process; L-aspartate catabolic process.